Molecule: messenger RNA, 618 nt
Organism: Iphiclides podalirius (scarce swallowtail)
Lineage: Eukaryota; Metazoa; Arthropoda; Insecta; Lepidoptera; Papilionidae
Source: the annotation of a GenBank genome assembly
AUGGCCGAUCCAUUCCUGUGGGCUAUGUACGGCCUCGCAGAAGACCACUGUAAAGAAAUGGGAUAUACUUUUGCAUUCAUUUCCCAAACUUUCGACGGAGAUCUCUUCGCGAAUCCGAAAUCGAUCCGACCCGAACGGUGUCCCGAAACAGUUAACAGCGACGUAAUUAGAACGUCCGACGAAAUGGACCGACGUUUCCCACUACCGUCGACUGCGUUUGUCGUUCGUGUCGACGCGACGCCACGGGAAAACGGACGAUGCUCGUUACGAAAUAAGGACCACUCUCCGUUCCGAUGCAUAACUACAGUCCGCAAACGCGCGGGUAUAAUAAAUCAUUUGUUUACAGACCAUUCGGACGACGCCGAAAGCGUUGCGGUCCACGUGAACGCGCGAGAUCAAAACACUGCGUCGUCACUGGCGGCGCGGAGCUCACGAAAUGGGUACCGCCGCUCGCGGACACGCGCGCGCGCACGGAUUUCCACAAAGCCACUGUUUCUGUUUCCAGUGCGCUCGCGGCGCGCGGAGGCGGCCGGCCACCGCCAAUUAGCCGUGGCGGCCUUCGAAAACUCCAGGGCUGCCACGCCAAUAACAAUGGGCCCGACGAACGAUGCGCAACCC